Hypoxylon fragiforme is the source of this 2915-nucleotide messenger RNA. Its product is annotated as NADH-ubiquinone oxidoreductase 78 kDa subunit mitochondrial precursor. Gene Ontology annotation, molecular function: iron-sulfur cluster binding; NADH dehydrogenase (ubiquinone) activity. Gene Ontology annotation, biological process: ATP synthesis coupled electron transport. The transcript is spliced from 6 exons. Gene Ontology annotation, cellular component: membrane. The record is from RefSeq and is a predicted model, not a curated record. NCBI's taxonomy places the organism in Eukaryota, Fungi, Ascomycota, Sordariomycetes, Xylariales, Hypoxylaceae. The coding region runs from base 266 to 2494 and encodes 742 amino acids.
UGGACCAAUAGGCCGAGUUUAACAACCAUGGCCAAUCAAAACGAAUCUGAAAAUAAUCGGCAACCAUUGAAUUAAGCGCACUAAGGCCUUAACCUUAACAGUAGAUAACUUCUCAAGCGUUCUCAAGCGUCCUCAAGUCACUCUACUACGACGUCAACCAUUUUUAAAUGAGAAAUAAAAAAGAGAGAUCCCUUCAAUUCAUCCCUUGCCCUCUUCUUUUCCCCUUAUCUAUUCUUUAUACCCAAAAUCCCGUCGAGACGACACGAUGCUUCGCCAAUCUCUAGCUCGUUCGGCUUGGCGGACUGGUCGGCAUGCCGCCGCACCAUCAAGAGCCUUUUCUGUGACGUCGAGACGACCGGCUGAGGUGGAGCUCACAGUUGAUGGAAAGAAGGUAUCAAUCGAAGCCGGAUCAGCAUUAAUUCAAGCAUGCGAGAAGGCCGGUGCUACCGUCCCUAGAUAUUGCUACCACGAAAAACUAAUGAUCGCCGGAAAUUGUCGUAUGUGCUUGGUCGAAGUCGAACGCGCUCCGAAACCCGUCGCCUCUUGCGCCUGGCCCGUACAACCCGGCAUGGUAGUCAAGACAAACUCACCACUUACACAUAAAGCCCGCGAGGGAGUAAUGGAAUUCCUUCUAGCAAACCAUCCACUAGACUGCCCCAUUUGUGACCAGGGUGGCGAAUGCGAUCUUCAGGAUCAGUCUAUGCGCUACGGUGGGGAUAGAGGCCGAUUCCACGAGAUCGGCGGCAAGCGUGCCGUGGAGGACAAGAAUAUUGGUCCUCUGAUCAAGACAUCGAUGAACCGCUGCAUCCACUGUACGAGAUGUAUUCGAUUCGCCAACGACGUGGCCGGUGCCCCCGAGAUGGGCUCAUUUGGACGCGGAAAUGAUAUUCAGAUCGGAACCUACUUGGAGCAAAACCUGGACUCGGAGAUGUCAGCUAAUGUCAUCGACCUAUGUCCCGUUGGAGCGCUGACAUCAAAACCCUACGCCUUCCGAGCUCGACCAUGGGAAUUGAAGAAGACCGAGUCCAUUGAUGUCCUUGACGGUUUAGGGUCCGCUAUUCGUGUUGACUCACGCGGCCUUGAGGUAAUGCGGGUUCAGCCUCGACUCAACGAUGACAUCAACGAGGAAUGGAUCAAUGACAAGACUCGAUUCGCCUGCGACGGACUAAAGACCCAGCGUCUUACUAUGCCUCUAGUGCGACGAGAGGGCAAGUUCGAGCCGGCCUCUUGGGAACAAGCAUUGACGGAGAUCGCGGCGGCCUACCAACAACUCGCACCCACAGGCAACGAGUUCAAGGCUAUCGCCGGCGAGCUCACUGAGGUGGAGUCAUUAGUGGCCAUGAAAGACUUGGCCAACAAGCUUGGAUCCGAUAACCUCGCCCUCGAUAUGCCUUCUGGAAGUCAACCUCUUGCUCACGGCAUUGACGUCCGGUCCAACUAUCUCUUCAAUUCCAAGAUCUAUGGUGUGGAGGAUGUCGACUGUCUACUCCUGGUCGGCACCAACCCAAGGCAUGAGGCAGCCGGUUUAAAUGCCCGCAUUCGAAAGCAGUGGCUGAGGUCAGAUUUGGAGAUUGGUGUCGUAGGUGAGCCCUGGCAAUCCACCUACGAAUUUGAGCACCUCGGUACCGACCUCGCUGCCUUGAAGAAGGCUUUAGCCGGUCCCUUCGGCAAACUGCUUCAGUCAGCGAAGAAGCCCAUGAUCGUAGUAGGCUCCGGCGUAACGGAUCACCCUGAUGCCAAGGCCUUUUACGAACAUAUUGGUUCUUUCGUCGAGAAGAACGCCGCAAACUUCUUGACCGAGGAGCACAAUGGAUUCAAUGUCCUACAGAAGGCUGCUUCAAGAGCGGGUGCAUUCGAGGUCGGAUUCACGACACCAUCUACUCAAGUCGCUGAGACUAAACCCAAGUUCAUCUGGCUCCUCGGUGCUGAUGAAUUCGCGGAUACUGAUAUUCCCAAAGAUGCCUUCGUCGUCUACCAGGGUCAUCACGGCGACCGCGGUGCUCAGAUUGCUGAUAUCGUCUUGCCUGGCGCAGCCUACACGGAGAAGGCUGGAACUUAUGUCAACACCGAGGGCCGCUCACAAAUGACUCGUGCUGCUACCUCUCUACCUGGCGCUGCCCGGACAGACUGGAAGAUCAUCCGAGCAGUCAGCGAGUUUCUCGGUGCCCCUCUACCGUAUGAUGAUGUUGCCAUGCUCCGAGACAGGAUGUUCGAGAUCAGCCCGGCGCUCGCCUCUUACGACAUCAUCGAGCCUACGUCCAUGAAGCACCUGAGCAAGGUGCAGUUAAUAGACCAAAACAAGGGGGCCAAGACAACCAACGAACCCCUAAAGAAGAUCAUCCAGGACUUCUACUUCACAGAUGUUAUAUCUAGAAGUUCACCAACAAUGGCACGGUGCUCCGUCGCCAAGGCAACAGGCAACCCCGACAACAACCUCAUGGCCCCGGGGAUCACCGAAGAUAGGCCGAUGGGCCAAGUGGCUUACGGCGUAUGAGGAACAGAAUCAGAACAGGGGCGAGAGACAAGAUAAAUAGAACCCACCACAGGUCUGUCAAAAGGAAAAAGAAAAGAAUAAAAAAAAGGGGGGGCAACGCAGUGCAUGCAGUUUAGACACAGCCACAAAUACUCACAAAUACAUACUACCUACCACCACCAUCACCGCCACUACCACUGCCAUCACCAUUACCACUGCCAUCAGCACUACCACUACCACUACCAUCACUACCACCAUUACUAUCACUUCUCGCCAUCAAGCUUAGGAGCUGUCGUCUUAUUACCCACCCUCACCCUCUGCUUCCUUUUCUUUCUCUCUCUCUUUCUCUCUCUGUCUCUCUCUCUUUUGAUCAUUGCUAGGGGCGCAAGAAAGACAUCAAAUGCAGGGGUCGGCAUUUGUCAGUCAGUCAGUCAGUCAGUCA